Messenger RNA from Lineus longissimus, 3550 nucleotides. Its product is annotated as nardilysin-like. Gene Ontology annotation, molecular function: metalloendopeptidase activity; metal ion binding. The coding region runs from base 9 to 3467 and encodes 1152 amino acids. The transcript has 24 exons. Lineage: Eukaryota; Metazoa; Nemertea; Pilidiophora; Heteronemertea; Lineidae. The record is from RefSeq and is a predicted model, not a curated record. Gene Ontology annotation, biological process: proteolysis.
GGAUUUAAAUGCAGAGAAGUUCGAGAAAACUUCAGAAUUUGUGCUUUUUAUCCACAUUUUCAUUGAUAAAUCGUCUUCAUUCUGUUAACAACGGUUCCUUAUAUUGUUCCUCUCGACCACAGCACCAUAAUUACGUGGGAAAGACUAAAGAAAUUGAGACAAACAAUAAAGUUGUCACUCCUAAAUUUCGCAUAGGACUCUCCUGUAAAUUUUGUACAGGAGCAUAUUGUACAGGAGAAAAAAAGGGCGUUACUGUUCUCUUGGAGAGUGCUUUAAGCCCUAAGUCGAGUUCUGCAUUUGCAGGGAGAAUGGGAGAGGAAGGGGGUGACACAGGACACAGUGAUCUCAUAUUGAAGUCACCGAAUGACAAGAAACAGUACAGAUCAAUCACCUUGGAAAAUGGUCUGAGAGCCCUACUCAUACACGACCCAUCUGGAAAAGAGGAGGCUGAAGAGGAUGAUGAAGAAUCUGGGGAUUCAGAUGAAGAAAUGAUGAGUGGGGAUGAGAGUGGUUCUGGAGAGGAAGAGGAGGAGGAGGAGGACAAUGAAGAGGAUGAUAAGGAAAAGAAAGGAGACAAGGCAAAGGCCAGAUCAGAAAAAUAUUCUGCUGCAGCACUAUGUGUUGGGAUGGGAAGUUUCUCAGAUCCACCAGAUAUCCCUGGCUUUGCUCACUUUCUUGAACACAUGGUUUUCAUGGGAAGUGAAAAGUACCCAGACGAGAAUGACUUCGGCAACACUCUCAGUCGGCAUGGAGGCACCACCAAUGCAUUCACAGAUUUAGAACAUACUGUUUUCUACUUUGACGUUCAAAGGAAGUACUUCCAAGAUCUGCUGGAUAGAUUUGCAUGGUUUUUCAUCCACCCUCUUCUGAAGCAAGAUUCAGUCGACCGGGAACUUGAGGCUGUGGACCAUGAAUUCACGAUGAGCAAGUUGUCAGAUUUUGCUCGUAGGCAGCAGCUUUUCAGUAACAUGACUAAACCAAAUCAUCCGAUGGGAAAAUUCUUCUGGGGAAAUAGCCAGAGUUUGAAAUCGGAUCCUCAGAGUUUGGGUAUCGAUGUGUAUGGCAAGCUACGUGACUUCUACAAGAGAAUGUAUUCUGCCCAUUACAUGACCCUAGCAGUACAGUCCAGAGACUCAUUGGAUGUCCUUGAAGAAUGGGUCCGGGAGAUAUUCUCUGCGAUGCCUAACAAUGGAUUACCAAGACCAUCCUUCCAUGAGAUGAAAGAGCCAUUUGAUGUGCCUGAUUUCUACAAGAUGUACAAAGUGAUUCCCAUCAAAAAGGAGCAUGCAGUUCAGUUAUCGUGGGCACUACCUUCACUGAAGGAGUACUACAAGGUCAAACCGUUGCACUAUUUGGGCUGGAUCCUUGGCCACGAAGGCAAGGGAAGCAUUUUAUCCUACCUAAAAAAGAAAUGCUGGGCGUUGAGUAUCAGCAGUGGGAACGAUGAAUCGGGUUACGAGCAUAACUCAACUUGGGCUGCUUUUACCCUCAAUAUCAGACUGACAGAUGAAGGACUGUCACAUCUGUAUGAGGUGCUAACGUCAGUAUUUGAAUACAUCACAAUGAUGCAAAGGUCGAGGCCUAAUGAGAGGAUAUUCAGGGAGAUCCAGGCAAUAGAGGCAAAUGACUUCAGAUGGCAGGAUGAGAUUGAUCCUGUUGACUAUGUUGAGAGGCUGUGUGUCAACGUGCUACAGUAUCCAGUGAGGGAUUAUCUGACCGGAGAUAUUCUCAUGUUUGAUUAUGAUGAAGAGAUUGUGAGCAAGGUGCAGAACAUGUUGAAACCAGAACGUGUGAAUAUCACACUGAGUUCCGAGAGCCCCGAGAUGCAGCUUGAUUGUAUUGAAGUCGAGAAAUGGUUUGGAACGCAGUAUUGUGUAAACGACAUCAACCCCGAUUGGAUAAAGUCAUGGAGCAAUCUUGAGCCGGGGUCACAGUUUUUCCUACCUCCUGAAAAUACAUUCAUUGCCACCGAUUUUGAUCUGAAGACACCCGACCUGGAAACGGACUCGAAGCUGCCUCUGUUGAUAUUGGAGAAUGAACGUAGCAAAGUCUGGUACAAGAAAGAUGAGAAGUUCAAGUUUCCCAAGGCUUACUAUUCAUUCCAUCUGAUCACGCCGGCUGUGAACAGGACACCCAAGAACCGAGUCCUGUUUGACAUCUACAUGUGCCUCCUGAAACACAACCUAGCAGACGUAGCCUAUGAUGCAGACGUCGCACAGAUGGACUAUACCUUUAAGGCUCUGGAGACUGGCAUGAUCAUCGAAGUCAGUGGAUUCAAUCAUAAGUUACAUAAACUUCUUGAGACCGUGGUACAACACAUGAUCGACUUUGAAACAAAGGAUGAUAUCUUUGAGGCGAUGAGAAUACAACUGACGAGAACAUAUCACAACCUGUUCAUCAAGCCAGAGAGACUAGUCAAAGACGUACGCUUGUCAAUUCUGCAGAACAUCCACUGGACUUCUCUGGACAAGUAUGAAGCCUGUCAGCACGUCACAAAGGAAGACCUCCUCAUGUUCCUACAAGAUUUCCACUCGCAGCUCCGUGUUGAAUGUCUCAUUAUGGGCAAUGUUUUGAAACAGGAAGCGCUAGAUUUGGAGAAAAUCUUCACAUCUCAGCUGAAGUACACUCCUCUUCCCAGAAAUGUGCAACCCGUGAUGCGCAUAUGCGAUCUACCGAAGACUGACCAUUAUUGUCGGGUUCAAAACCUGCGCGAAGAUGAUGAGAACUGUGUCAUAACAAACUACUACCAAGUUGGCCCACUCGAGGAUGUCGGACAGGGCGUUCUCAAUGAAAUGCUGGCCCUUGCCAUGGAGGAUCCGUGUUUCAAUAUCUUGCGGACGAAGAAGCAACUGGGUUACAGUGUGUUUGCGAUGAACAGGAAUACGGCAGACAUUAUUGGAUUAUCUGUUUCCGUCUGCAGUAAUUCGUCUCAAUUCAGCCUUGAGGCCCUGGAUGCUCACAUUGAGGAGUUCCUUCAGGAAUUUGGGCAGAUACUGACAGCGAUGCCAGAAGAGGACUUCGAGAAACAGCGAGAUGCGCUGAUCAAACGGAAAGAGGCUGAAGACGCAAACAUGCGUGACGAGGUCAAUCGAUAUUGGGACGAGAUGAUCACCAGGAGAUAUAUUUUUGAUAUUUUAGAUCAGGAGAUCGCAGCACUCCGGAAACUGACGAAGACAGAUGUAUUAGACUGGUACAGGAAACAUACCCCUUUUGGCAACAAGGCGGCAUCCAAGCUCAGCAUACAGGUUCAAGGUCAUUCCAAGGCCAUGGAUACCUCUGGAGGAGCAGACGCCACGGACUGUUGCCAAGCAACAGCAGACACAGACACGAAAAUGGACACUUCAUCUCGCAGUCGUUUGACCUAUCUACCAUUAGAGGGUAACAAAGUUAGCAAAUCAAUAUCAGAUGUGGUGGACUUUAAAAUGAAUCAGUCGUUUUACCCAGUGCCAAAAGUUGUCAAGAUUUGAUGACUGUUUGUGUUAGGUUUGUUGUUGAACAUAGUGGAUGAAGGCAUUGGUUUACCGAUACAACAGAAAAGAAACAAUGUAUA